Molecule: messenger RNA, 3390 nt
Organism: Aedes albopictus (Asian tiger mosquito)
Lineage: Eukaryota; Metazoa; Arthropoda; Insecta; Diptera; Culicidae
Product: muscle M-line assembly protein unc-89
Exons: 10
Coding region: 555-3080 (841 amino acids)
Molecular function (GO): actin binding
Source: RefSeq, a predicted model, not a curated record
CCGGCGCGGCGCAUGGUGGUGGCGGAUUAUUCAAAAUCAAAAUAACAACCCAAAGCCGUGCGCGCAUCUCACGCACACCAAACCUCCACCUGAGAUGAACGUGGGUAUAUCGAAUCACGAUUCACGGUGCGUCUCACGGUUGCAAUUUUGCUAGACUCUCCCUAUUUUCCGUUGAGAAGGGUUCGAGUCGAACGAAGCGAAAAGCGAAAAUUUGCCUCCCUCGAGCGAGGAAAAUUCACGAAACGCGCUCAGUUCGUUCGAGGCAGUGGUUCUGAUCGCGCGUGUGGCAAAAGUGGAAAUUGUCCACUUUUUUUUUCUGCAGAGAUUUUUCCGGAAAAGGAAAAAGAAUAAUAAAUCGCGAAGACAGAGGGUGAAAAAUUUCAUUAUUCGAGAAAUUCGAGAGUUUAUCGGUUGUGAAUUGUUUCGUGGCUGUUUCGUCAAUGAACCAGCAAUUAGUGGAUGGUGGUGAAUCAGAAGUCUGAGUAACUCAAGCGGAGAUCAGUCAUCUGCGCUAGUUCGUGUAGUUAUAGUGAAUAGUAGUUGUAGCGCAUACCAUGCCAGUGAAUGGGAGCAAUCGACCACCUUGGCUAAAGGAUAGACUCGAAACAGUGAAUAAAAACGUUCCACCGGCGUGGGCACGGAAGAAUCCCACUACGACCGGCCCCGGCUCCGAUUCCAAAGAUUCCAAGUCUACCAGCAAAGCGGAAACCAGCGACAGCAGCAAAACGGCUCCGAUAGUGAAGAAACCGACGACUGCUGCUACGGCAAGUGCGGCAGCUAAGGAAAAUGGAGAACCACCAAAGACCUCCGUCAAGCUCCAAUCGCGAGAGAUCAAAGUUCCGGUCGUGGUUCAGCAGAAAAAGCCGGUGCAACCUCCGCUGACCAAGCCGGAACCAUUGAUCAAGAACACCACUCCGCAGAUGACGGUCCUACGGGAACCCGCCAAACCUAAACCGAAACCCAAGGAACCAACGCCUUCCGACUCCGAAGAAGAAGAGGAAGAGGAGGAGGAAGAAGAAGAGGAAGAAGAGGAGGAAGAAGAGGAAGAGGGUAGCACAGAAUAUGAAACCGAGACAGAAUCCGAAGAGGAGUCUCCCCCGCCGCCCCCGGUGAAAAAGCCGCAACCAAAACGGGAGCCAUCUCCUCCCAAGCCGAAAAUCCCCGUUCAGUUGAAGAAAGUCUCCAAAAGCCCGGAGAAAACUGACACCGAUAGCAAAUCUUCAAAAUCGGAGAAAUCUUCCUCACCGGAGCCGAAAACCUUCGUAAAACCGCCCCUGAAGAAAGUGAUCCGGCCGCAGCAGGAUGAACCGCAAAAGGAGCGGUCCAAAUCGCCGGAGCCUAAGGGAUUCCGGGUACAGUUGCGCAAGGUGCCUUCGAACUUGAAAGCACCCCGUCUGAAGGAAAAGCUACCGGAAGUGCAGCUGAAGCGCGUGGAGAAACCGUUGCUCGAGGAGAAACCCAAGAAGGAGGAAGCAUACCCGCAUAAGCCGUCGAUGCUGAAGUCCGAGAGCAGCAAAAGAAUUCCACCGCCACCACCGAUGCCCAAAUCAAACAUCCCGCCACCGCCACCGCCGCCUCCCAAAUUGGCACCCCCGUCGGACUUCAAGAAGGAAGAGGUAUCCGAAAAGCACAAGGAAAUGAUCGAGAAGCUGAAAAAGCGACCGCGCAGACGACCAGACUGGUCCGACAUGAUGAAGGAGGUGGAACAGGGCAAAAAGCUACGCCACGUUGAGUGCAAUGAUAGAUCGAAACCGAUCGUUCACUGCAAAUCCAUCACCAAAGUCAAGGAUCAAUUUAUCUUCGAAACAGAGAAAGCCACGGCCCACAACGUUCUCCUGAAGGAAAUCCAAUCGGGCGUCAGGCUGAAACCGACCAAGUGUAACGACCGCAGCAAACCCAUCCUGGAAGGCCUACGCAAGUUCCGUCGGCAGAUGACCCUGGAGGAGCAGCUGGCCAAGUCCGAAUCGCGGGCCAACCUGGAAGCCCCGCCCCCGGAAGAGGACGAAGUCGACGAGAUGGACGACAUCGACAGGGUGCGGGACGAUCUGCAGAGUACAAAGCAACUGUUGGCCAUGGAGCUGCGCAACAACGAAGCGCUGGAGCGCGAGAACAAACGGUUGCUGCAGCGAGUACAAAAUCUAGAAGCGGAACUUUCCCGUGAACGGUGGAAUCCGUUGAGUGGCGAAGAGAAGAGUUCCAUCGCAGGGCCGGAUGCCGAGUUGAUACAUUCACUGAAGAAGGAAGCAGUGGAAGCGCAACAGCAAUCGAAGCAGCUGGAGGAGAAGUAUCAAACGGUGGCCAAGGAACUGGAUACGGCUACCAAGCAGAACGAGGAACAGAAGCGGAAAAUCGCAGAUUUGGAGAAGAAACUGCAGAGCUUAACGGACGAUGACUUCUAUUUGAAAGAACCACAGGGCAUUACGGACAUUGCACCGCGUCGCACAGCCGAGGCACCGAAUCAGAAGGAAAGCUCACCUGAGCUGGAACCCGAGGAAGAGGAAGAAGAAGAGGAAGAGGACGAGGAGAAAAAGGCCGAGAAGGCCGCCAAACGGUUGAACCGUGAAGUGAACAUGCUAUCGGCUCGAUUGAUUCGACUGAAGGAGAAGGAAGAGGAGCGGCAUGCCGAACGGCAGGCCCUCAAAUACGCCAUGAAGACUAACCAGUAUGCUCUGAAAAACGAGCUCAAGAAGUACAAGAAACUGCAGAAGGAAGUCGAAAAAAUGGCUGCAAUGAUGAAGAUGGAAGACGAGGACGAGGAUGGCGAGGAGGCCAAGGAACCUCCACCGGAGGAACCCGAGGAAGAGGAGGAAGAGGAAUCUGAGGAGGAAAGCGAAUCGGAAUCCGAAUCGGAAAGUGAUAACGAGAGUGCGAACGAAGCAGAGGACGCCCCGGACGAGAAGAAGAAGGCCAACCUGGAACCACGGGUAAAACGGCACGAGAACCGGUUAGCUUCCCUCAAGAAGGGCAACUACUUCCUGCAGGCCAACGUUGACCGGAUCAAGGACGAAAUCAACAAAACGCGAGAGAUGUGUUGCACGCUACAGUCCGAUUUGGACUCUGUUAUUGCUGAUUUAGGAUAAUCUUACACUUAAUUCACCUUAUUAUGGACAACAUUUGAACGCAGCUUAACCGAUUUAUUCACUAAACUCACUGUAUUUACCGAUGUCAUGUUCAAGUGCAAUUUGUACCAUUCUAUAGCUACACACAAACCAUUACAACCCAACAAAAACGCCCGGCCCCUGCCCUGGCCCUGAAUGGAAGAGCAUCGAAGCCGGUCGUUCUACUGGCAGGCACCCGCAAAUCAAAGAUGAGUAUUUAUUUUAGCUGUAUUUUUGCAAUCGAAAAUGAAUAAAACCAACAUACCUGAAGCGUAAACUUGUCGAGGGACGA